Molecule: messenger RNA, 1933 nt
Organism: Clarias gariepinus (North African catfish)
Lineage: Eukaryota; Metazoa; Chordata; Actinopteri; Siluriformes; Clariidae
Gene: ankrd33aa
Product: ankyrin repeat domain 33Aa
Exons: 5
Coding region: 200-1552 (450 amino acids)
Molecular function (GO): protein binding
Source: RefSeq, a predicted model, not a curated record
GGGAAGUGUGACUGCACCAGAGACAUCUGCCUGUCCUAACGAGUAAUGGUAAGGAAGCAGAAGACAAGCUGUCUUUGUUUGCAGGAGUCUGGGCUGGCUGCAGCUGGAAAAUGAACAGCGAUGGAGUUCCUGCUCUGCAUGUGAUCCAUUACUCACAGCUAAAUUCUAUCCAGAAUAAUCAUUAAGUCACAGGACCCAGAUGGCUAAAGUUAACGUCCUCGUGCAUGAGGAUCCAGUUCUGGGAUUUGGUCCAGAUGAGGAUGACUCUGAGUCUGAUUCUUGGCAUGACUCAGACUCCGGGAGCAUACUUUCAGAUGACUCUGUCCUCCCUGACUGUGAGCUGGAGAACAAUAUGGAGGGUACGGUCAACACUCUGUAUCAGGCGUGUGCUAGGAAUCAGGCCUUAUCACUGUGCGAAGUGCUGGAGCGUGGCGUGACGCAGGACCAAGUCAUGGAGCUGGACAUCAAUGGCAGGAACGGUCUUAUGGUGGCGGUUUCCAAAGGCUUCGUAGAUAUUGUGUACGGCCUGAAAGAGUGUCCGUUUUUGGAUAUUAAUCAUCAAGAUAAUGAUGGAAACACAGCACUCAUGAUCGCAGCACAAGCGGGCUUUGUGAUUAUCCUAACCUAUAUUCUGAACUACUAUUCCGGUGUGGACGUCGAGCUCAGAGACCACAGAGGCUUCACUGCUCUCAUUAAAGCAGCCUUACAGGGCAACACCGAUUGUGUGUCCUCACUGCUCAUGGCUGGUGCAGAUAUGAAUUCAGUAGAUGCCACACGAAGGAAGGAUGUAACUGAAUGGGCACUAAAAACAGGACACUUUGAAACUUUUACAAGGCUGAGACGACUGUCCAGCCGACCCCGCGCGGAGCAGUUCUGUGAAACCUACGUCCCCGAGUGGCCAGACCUUAAAGAGCUGGUGAGGAAAGCCACAAGCACAAAAAGCACAGGGCAGAAGGUCACCAGCUGUUUGAAGUCCACGUUCGCUUUCAGUUUUCCACACGAUCCCCAGGACAACGGCGUCCUGGAUCACAUGGUGCGCAUCACCACGAGCGUCCGCAGUCCUCUGGUGAUCACAGGUUGCCGUCCGCUCUGUCCGACCAGCCCACCAGAGCUUGGCCUGAUGCAGCAGAACCCAGACCAGAGCCACGCGUUACACCACAGAAAUGGCUUCAUCUUCUCAUCCUCCUCCACUAUCACCUCCAGAUCGCAUACGUCCCUAAGUUCAUUCCACUCGGACUCUGAGGUCCAUAAGGGCAGUAUGUUCUCCCUGGCUUCCAGCAGCAUACGCAGGAUGGUCCCACGCAGCAUAACACGCCGCAACAGCGUCUUCCCCACCAGCUGCGUCCCGGUAAUCAAAGUAACCAAAACGCCUGACCCGACCCCGAAGAAGGAGAAGAAGAGUAAGAUGUGUAAAGGUCACCUGGAGCCACCUGUGUGGAGGUACAAGGAGGCGAAAAUGGAGAAGAAAAAAGAGAAGAAGCGGUUGGAAAAGGAGAAGACUAAUAAUACAAUGAAGAUGGAAAAAGCUGCCAAGAAAAAGGCCGUAAAAUGAUAAGGAACUUUCGCACACAUGCAAACACACACACAAACAUAUCUAGAGUUUUAGUUCCCAUAAAAUGUCAAGCUUAAAAUCUAAUGGAACAGACUCUGUGAAAUGUAACUUUUGGUGGGAUUUUUUUUUUUAAUUGCUGUUAAAUAAGGCUGCCAGAUGUUUGCGCAAGUUUAUACUCAAAACAGUCAUGAGAAAGAAACCUUUAUUGCAGUAAAAUGGCAGCUCAGAGAUACAGAUUUAUCGUGAAUGGUAUUUCAGAUUAUGAGUAAAUAAUUAGCAAAUCGUUCCUACUGUUCUGCACUAUUUCAAAAGUUGUUGAAGUCAAAUGCAAUGGUAACAUUACGGUUACUGUCAUCUAUUUUACACAUGAAGCAUUUUAUU